Messenger RNA from Procambarus clarkii (red swamp crayfish), 13326 nucleotides. The record is from RefSeq and is a predicted model, not a curated record. Lineage: Eukaryota; Metazoa; Arthropoda; Malacostraca; Decapoda; Cambaridae.
CAACAGUGGCCCUCCGACCACGGCCGCGUCGCCUCACCUCACCUGGGUCUCCCCGUUCGUGACCCAGUGUGCCUUCACCUUCGGGGGGUCACGGUUGUUCCCUGACACCGUGUCAUAGCGCUGAUAACAGUGGACGAGUGCGUGUCAUCACUCAGGUCGGUAACAAGCGUCAGUGGUGCCCAGGUUAAUCUGUGUUGAGUGAAGUAGCUGAGUGAAGGAAAGAACAUGAAUCAAGUGAAGGCUUGGCUGGGCUCGCUGACAUCCCAGCUGCCCGAGUGGUGCACCUCCAGAAUACCCGAGUUACAGAUGCCCAACAUGCUCAACUGGAACAUACCUAGGCCGAGUAUGCCGGAGUGGAGACUGCCGCCACCAUCAGAGUGGAGUUUGCCAUCGCCUUCAGAGUGGAACUUAGAUCGCCUUACUAGGUGGGACGAGCCCUUCCUGCCUGCGUGGUUACGUCCUUCCCACUGGCGCCAGCAGGUGCGGGAUGCACUGUUAUGGGUAUGGAUGAUAUUCAUAUCUUUCCUGGCAGCCCGAGAAGACCCGGAGCAGCAGCCGCAGCUUCACCAGGAGACUGUUGACGUUCAAGAAGAGUGUGAGGUGGAGGAUGCUCUCGACAGUGAGCUGCGGGAUGCCUUCCAGACGGUGGAGGCGGAAGAGGAAGAUGAAGGUGAGGGGUGGAGAGGGGGAUUUGGGGAGAGGGGUGGACUGACGCGUUACCCGGGAAUUGAAAACUUGUUGGCACAACCCCCCACAGCCACUCUACCGACACCACGCCCUCGCCUGCCACGCACACCUCUUACCGAUAUCGUAAACAAACAAGGAGCUGUCAGGCAGGACAUUUGCGAAGAACAAAAAGAAAGUGUAUCUGAUGAACGAAGUAUUGAGAAUGAAGCUGUUGCAAGCGGCGACGAUAAAGACGCUCUGUGGAAAUCACUCUUGGCAAGGUACACAGAUGAUGAUUCUCUGGCCGAGACUGAUCAAAAUGACCAAUCUCUUGAAGAAGGUCCAGAGUUUGUCGGUACGGCGGAGGAGAUUGUUGAAAGAUACGCCUCCAAGUUCGAGCCUGAGGAAGCUGGCGAAAGAAGCCAAGUGCCUACUGAAGAAUUCACUGUCAAGCUUGGUAACCGACUGGAGGAGUACUUGUCUCGCAUGGAGGAGGACGAGGACGACUCUGAAAGUAAAAUUGAUCUUGCCAGAGAUCAAACAAAGGUUGUUGUAGAGAGAGAAAUAUUCCAUGAUGCAAAGAGGUCGAUCACAGAAGCCAGUGAGAAUGACGACCUGGGAUGUAUACUGGAAGCUAGAGAUAUCGAGACAGAACUUGAAGAAUUUCAAGACAUCGACACCGAGGGCUAUGAUAAAAACCGUAUUUUUAUUCUUAUUGAAGACGAGGAAAGUGAGGAUGAUCGUCGUCAAUUUAAUGACAUCUCCGAGUCAUCCGAUGUGGACCCGUCAGACACACCAGCCUUAGGACUGGAACACAGUGGCUCCAUCAACGCGUCAAACAAAACUGAAACACUGGAACUGAUGGAAGUAGAGGACGUUUAUGUGGAGGCUAAAGCAGAGGACAAAAUUCGUGAGACUAUAGAGCGACGUGAACUCCAUAGUGAAGCUAGAGUUGAGCAAACAGAACCUAUAUUUGAUAAAAGUACAGCAAUUGCGGAUAAUGCUGCAGCAAUAUCACAGGAAGAUAUAAUAUUUCGACAGGAAGGUGAGAUGAGUCUUAUGGGCACAGAAAGCCAAGGAAUGGAGGAGGAUGUUAUAACUAUUGAUGAAGUAUCUGACAUUAAAGAUCAGUCAGCAGAGGAGAGGAAAGACAUGACGGUUGAAGAUGAGCAUAAACGUGCAGAUGAAAGCAUUAGAGAAACUAAAGAGCUAACUACAGGUGCCACCCAGGCUGCCAUUCCUCCCACCAUAACGUCACAAGGAAAGGUAGGGUCCUUUCCGCGUUCAUGUGUCACUAUUAAAUUUAGCGGGGUCGUAGUGGACAGGGACACGUCUGAAGAAGAGGAGACAGGUCCCGCUGAGAGUGAUAACGAUGACACUAGAUCACAGGAGAAACUGAAGUUUACACCUGAUGGAAAUGCCAUACCUGAGGAGGUAAAGUUGUUGACUGAGGUAAAUGCUGAAGAACACAAAAUGACAGAAACCAUUGAAAUGGAAUCACCCUUUGAGACAAUACAAAAGUCUGAAGCAUUACAUGAAGUAUUGCCUGAAAUAUUGCUCUUUGAGACAGAUGCUAAUAAGCAAGAAACAGAGCAAAAGUCAGAAGACCUUUCUGAAGUAAUGUCUAAAAUAGCACCCUUAGAGAUAGUUGUAAAUGAGCAAGAACCAGAACUCGAGUUAAAAGGAUUAUCUGAAGAAUCAGCCUUGGAGGCAGUUGUAAAUAAACAAGAGCUAGAACUAGAGUCCAAAGAACUACCUGAAGAAGCACCCUUAGAGGCAAUUGUAAAUACGCAAGAACCAGAGCUGGAGUCUGAAGGAUUACUUGAAGAAGCUCCCAUAGAAUCAGUUGUAAACAAGCAAGAACCAGAGCUGGAGUCUGAAGGAUUACUUGAAGAAGCUCCCAUAGAAUCAGUUGUAAACAAGCAAGAACCAGACCUGGAGUCUGAAGGAUUACUUGAAGAAGCACCCUUAGAGGCAGUUGUAAAUAAGGAAGAACCAGAGCUGGAGUCUGAAGGAUUACUUGAAGAAGCUCCCAUAGAAUCAGUUGUAAACAAGCAAGAACCAGAGCUGGAGUCUGAAGGAUUACUUGAAGAAGCUCCCAUAGAAUCAGUUGUAAACAAGCAAGAACCAGAGCUGGAGUCUGAAGGAUUACUUGAAGAAGCACCCUUAGAAAUAGUUGUAAAUAAGGAAGAACCAGAGCUGGAGUCUGAAGGAUUACCUAAGGAAGCAUCAGUAGAGGCAGUGGUAAAGAAACACGAGUCAGAAGAAAAGAUGAUAGGAGUACAUGAAGAAAUUCCAACAGAAGCAACAACUGAUAAGCAAGAAUUUGAGGAAGCUUUACCACCAAAGGUAGUGAUAGAACAAGACCUACGAGAAGAACAGCAGCUUCCAGACAUAGGAAUGGUGGAUGAGGUAGAAAAACUGAAAGUACCAUUAGAGGAUAGAGUUGAGGAUGAGUUACAAGAAAAUGACAUCAAUCAGGAAUAUAAAGAGGCCUUUGAAUCGGGGAAGAAAGAGAGGAUAACUAAUGUAGUUGAGGAUAAAAUAAUAGGAGAGGAUCUAGGUGGGGCUGAUCCAACAGUUACAACAAGCAGUGAAAAAUGUGAAUCAUUGGAAAUGCCUUCAUCUACUGAUGAAUUUCUACCAGUGGCUGAUACAAAAACAAUGAAAUAUGUACAAGGAAUGAGCCUUGAUGAUAUGUGGUCCAAUACAGACAAGAAAGAGAAUUUGUUAGAUGAAGCCAGAGCUCCCACCCCAGACAUUGAGCAUUACUCUAAAGGCUCAAGGGUUGACCAGACUCAUGACACACAAAGUGAACCCAGUGACUGUGACGCAGGGGAUACUGUCAUGGGUGGUCAGCCUCACCGGAAACUUUUAGAUGAUGAUGCUGCUAAUUCCUUCUGGGCAAGCUGGGGCACUUGUACAUCUAGGGAUGCAGUGCAUAAUGUGGCGUAUGACACAGUCACUGACGAACCUUCAGCUGGGAAAAAAGGAGAAGCCAAUAGUACUGAAGAAGAAAUAGAGAUGGAGAAGCAGGAGGAUGAAAUGAAGCAAGAGGAGGCGAGUGAUCAAAUUAUGACGGAGGAGCUUGCUGGAGAGUAUGAAGCAGGAAUGAGAGAUGAAGAAAUGGAGGAGUUAGAGGUCACUCUAUCACAAGCUGGAGAUUGGACAAACAAUGAAGACUUACCUAGUGUCAAAGAACGUGGUGUUGUAGAAUCUCUAAUAGAAGUGGGCGAUGAAGACCUUAUCUUAGCUACAUCUUCAGCAGAAAUUAUGGAAGAAGAUAUUGAAGAUGUUAUGGAGGUAGAUGUUGAUGACAACAUGGAAGAAGACGUUGAGAUCGAAGUGUCAGACAUUGAAGAUAUGCAUGAACUGCUCGAGAGCCCAGUCAUACCUCCUAUAGAUGACACAGAUGACUACUUGGCAGAGGUUGCGGACUUGCUGGUGAAACCUCAGAGACGUAAAGACCCUCUGGACUCCUUAAUGGCUGAGGCUGAGUUGACUGUAGAGACUGAAGAUAUGGCAGAGGACGCUGCAGUGCACCCUCUUUUAACGAAAUAUACAUCAGUGCCAACAACUCUGACGAAAGAAGAAGAGACGGAACUUCAGAUGUAUUUGGCUGAAAAUGACGAUGCUAAGGAACUCGACAUGGAAAAGUUUAUGGCAAUGCCGCCGACGCUUACAGACCAGGAGCAGCGGGAGCUAGAUGAGGCUGUGAAGGAGCGGGAGCUUGUUCACCAAGCUGAGCGUCAGGACUUGGGACGGUUCUUAGAGAUGCCAGCGGGUUUGACAGAACAGGAGCUACGGGAACUUCAGGAGCUGGAACAUGAGGAAACUGAGCAGCCUUGGGAAAAUAAAGAGACUAGUUUUGAUGACUAUCUCGCCAUGCCCCAUGCCCUCACGGAAGAGGAGGAGAGACUUUUAAAAGAGGGAGUUGAUGAAGACAUAGAAUUUGAAAAUGAAGAGGAAUAUCGUGAAUACGUCAGGAACAAGUUUCUCAGCCAGCUUGAAGAGGAAGCCUAUAAUGUGGGUGAAGAGGAUGACGAGUAUGACUAUGAGGAAGAUUAUGAAGAUGACUACGAAUAUGAGGAUGACUACGAGGAAGAUGAAGACGAGGGUGAGGUAGAAGGGGAAUAUGUCAUGGUUCAAGAGACGGGCGAGACUGAAGGCACUACUCGGGUCACUCCAUCUUCUUCGGGUGUGGCUGGCACCUCUACCGUGGUUGAGGAGCCUGUCAAUUCGGAAGCACAACCCACAGAUCUAGAGAAGACUAAAAAGAGCCUAUUCAGUUUCCCAAAAAGGAACGAGAAAGAGACGGCACCAGAAGAGGCAGCGGCUUCGUCUAAAAAGUUUUUUCACUUCGGCGGCCUUGGAGCAAAAAAGAAAAAGGGAGCUCCUGAAUCAUCCAACGAUAAAAAGCUAGAAAAUUUAUCCAACAAAAAGUUUGAUGGGGAUGGCGGGGGGUCUGUGAGCUCUGCAUUCUGUAUUAUACAACGAAAACUGAGAGAGCAAAGCGACCAGGACAUGGCACUUGGCACAAAACGCCAAGUUGGAAAACGUUUGCAUUUUAAAAAUAUCAAUCAAUCGAAAUUUCAGAGGAAAGUUCUGUUGAAGAAAAAAUGCAGCAGUAACACUGCUACAGAUAUUGAUGGUCAGGUUCUCAAUGGCAAACAUUAUAUUUUACCUUUUAAAAUGGGAAAAGUUUCCAAAACUUCAUCGCACAUAGAAAGUGAAAAAUUGGAAGCUAAUUGUAAGGAUUUAGGACCUGAUGUCGCUGAAUUACAACAGGAUUUCAAGUCUGAAAGAACUAGGAAUCAAAGCAGUAAUCUGUGUAAUGAUCCAACCAAAAAUGAAGGUAACAUGGCUGAAGUUUCCUUAGGAAAGACCGCUGGUGUCGACUUGCCUGAUAGUUUAGACUGCUGUGAAGUCCCAGAAAUUCUCAUUGAUUAUGGUGAAGAAGAAGAAGUGGACGAAGAAAUAGCUAAGGUUUUCAUAGCGGCUCAGGUCACCGAGGGAAAGACAGGCGAGUCUCUCAAGGGAAGUGGGAGCCCCUUAGAUGACGAGGAGGACUUCUGGCGGCAGUGGAGAAGCGAGGAGCAAGCCUGUGUGUCUGGUGCCAGAGACUCUGCCUCUCCCUGGCAGCUCAACCAGGAUGAGCAGCAUCCUCUUGCUCAGUAUGACAAGGAACAGAUAGAGAUUGACUGCAGAGAGAAGAGUGGUGCAGCAGAGAGUGGUGCAGCGGAGAGUGGAGCAGCGGAGAGUGGUGCAGCGGAGAGUGGUGCAGCGGAGAGUGGUGCAGCGGAGAGUGGAGCAGCGGAGAGUGGUGCAGCGGAGAGUGGUGCAGCGGAGAGUGUUGCAGCGGAGAGUGGUGCAGCGGAGAGUGGUGCAGCGGAGAGUGGAGCAGCGGAGAGUGUUGCAGCGGAGAGUGGUGCAGCGGAGAGUGGUGCAGCGGAGAGUGGUACAGCGGAGAGUGGAGCAGCGGAGAGUGGAGCAGCGGAGAGUGGUGCAGCGGAGAGUGGUGCAGCGGAGAGUGGAGCAGCGGAGAGUGUUGCAGCGGAGAGUGGUGCAGCGGAGAGUGGUGCAGCGGAGAGUGGAGCAGCGGAGAGUGUUGCAGCGGAGAGUGUUGCAGUGGAGAGUGGUGCAGCGGAGAGUGGAGCAGCGGAGAGUGGUGCAGCGGAGAGUGGAGCAGCGGAGAGUGGUGCAGUGGAGAGUGGAGCAGCGGAGAGUGGUGCAGCGGAGAGUGGAGCAGCGGAGAGUGGUGCAGCGGAGAGUGGUGCAGCGGAGAGUGGAGCAGCGGAGAGUGGUGCAGCAGAGAGUGGAGCAGCGGAGAGUGGUGCAGCGGAGAGUGGAGCAGCGGAGAGUGGUGCAGCGGAGAGUGGUGCAGCGGAGAGUGGAGCAGCGGAGAGUGGUGCAGCGGAGAGUGGAGCAGCGGAGAGUGGUGCAGCGGAGAGUGGUGCAGCAGAGGGCGUAUGUGAUGAGGGGAGGAGAGAGUCCUUCACACCUGAGAGUGGUGACCCAGGAUGUGUGGUGGCCAGUAACAGGUGUGGGGGCGGUGGCCACUACUCCACACAUGUACACAAGGCCAGUUAUAACACAUGCACUGACAGUGAAAGAAGUGCCAAUCCUGGCGUCACGAGUGCAGACACUUGUGCCGAUGGCAGUAGUGAAGACGACCAAGUGCCAGGUGAUGGAGUUGGUUCGUGUGAGAGACGUCACUCUGGUCCUGGCGAGGGUCACAACCACAGGAGCCAGGGGACUCCCAAUUCCCCUGCCUUCACAGCAUCACCACACCAUACAAGCUCUUCGUUCCAUCGGAAAGGUUCCGCCAUGUCCGACGUUGAGUCAGCAGACGACGUCGCCGUGGAUCUCUCCCGCGGUGACGACGACGGCGACGACCUCUGGGGACACCAACACCAGGACGACCACCAUGGAGGUUCACGUCGUAGAUAUUUCCCCAGACACGAAGAGGAGGAGGAGGAGGAGGAGGCAGGGGGCCGACGUGGUCCUCUAAGAAAGUCCGACGAUGAUGGUGGCGACGAGGACAAGCUGGAAGGUGCUCCUCGCCUCAAGGACCAGGGCGGCGAGGAGCAGACUGGCGAGGGUGAACACGUAGACCAGCCUGCCAUGGAGGGCGAGGCUCGCACUGAGGAGGGCGGAAAGCGCGCUCCCACUUCGAACGGGGUCAAUGCCACCAGCGCUGAAAAGAAGAAAAAGAAGAAAUCCGAAGAUGGCGAGAAGAAGAAGAAGAAGAGGAAGAAGAAGAAGGGCGAGUCUGAGAAGGAGAACAUGGGCUCAGCCGGAAGCAGCUCCCGUAGCGGCCCAGAGAGUGAAGAAGAGGGCGUGGUGCCGCCUCCUACUCCUCCACUCCUCAAUGGACACGCCAUAACUAAUGGUCUGACGCAUCACAGUAAAGAAGAUAUUUUCUUGGGCGAUGACAAAUUUAGUGAUAGAGAACUACAAAGUGACCAUGAAGCAUUUACCAAAGAAGAUUUCCAUAGUUUAGUUGAGGUUUACAAUAAGGAGAGCACACCAAAGAGAGAGAUGAGAGCCCAGACUCCCCUUAGUGAUGAGGACGACCUUGCUGGUGUCAACGUCAAGCAGCUGAGAGUGUCAUAUCUGAGUGCCACACGAGACAAGGGUCAGCAGUCAACAAAUAAUUUCAAGUGUAACUCAAAGCCUGACAUCAAGGCUGACCUCAACACAAGUGUCAAUAUCAGCAGCCUGGUUGACACAUACUCUUCCCCGCACCGUGGAGCUGCGGCCGCCACCAGCCGCCCAGAUGACCUCACGCCCAUCUCCCUGCGCUCUCUCAAGUCAGCUUAUGAGGCGACAGCGACAGCCAGCAGUAGUGCAGGCAGCAGGGGAGGCAGCAGCAGCAGCAGUACUCCAGCUGGUGGCAGCCCUGCACCCAAGGAGGAACUAAACAUCUCUCUACAACAGCUGCGUGAAGAAUACUGCAGGUCAGUUCAGGACGGACACUCCCGGAGCCAAACUCCCACUAGAACACCACCAGAUACUGGGAUCUCCAUUAAACAACUUACCCGGAGCAUGACAGAUCUUCGAGUUCUAGAUCAAGACAUCAACAGUUCCAUAAUUGAAGGUGAUCGUGUUGCCUUGGCCACAGUCAAUGUGAAAGCUUUGACACGCAGCUUUUCUGACCUGACACGACUUUAUGACCCUAUUGUGUCAUCGCCACUAAGUGCUCAACCUCAACAUGACAUUCCAUCUCGCUCAGUCUCUGUUAAAAAAUUGAGGGCAAGCUAUGGUGACCUGCCCCGCCUCCUCUCCGAUUCAGAAUCAGGUGGCCAUUCCAGUGCCUCCCUACGCUUACAGUCACGCUUGCACACUAUGUGUGCGACGUUCGUGGGGCCCGUACCCCCGCCUCCUGAGGUGCCCAUACAACGCAACAUCUGCACAGGCGUGUCCGUGUCGCACAUGAAGGCGACUUACCAAUACCGCGAUGACCUGCUUGCCAAGCACGUUGGGCCUCGCGUCCGCUCCUUCGAUGCCUCCAAAAUGAAGAGCAAGUUCGAAAAGCCUAAGGACCCUUACCCCCUCUACUCUCUCCUCCACCUCCACGACAACCAAGCGUCGCAGGUGUCGAGCGAGUGCAAGAUGUGCGGGAAGCAGGUGUUCCAGAUGGAGAAGAUCGUGGCCGAGAAGGCGUCCUGGCACAAGAAUUGCUUCCGCUGCAAGGAGUGUAACUCCCUCCUCACGUUGGAGACGUACCAGAGCCACGAGGGCGUACUCUACUGCAAGCCUCACUUCAAGGACCUCUUCCGCCCCAAGGCUGUCAUCGAGGACCCCGACGAGGCACGCAAGGAACGAUUGAUGCGACGCCCGAAGAUGAUCGUGCUGGAGAGUCAGCCGGAGGCGCUGCCGGACGACGUCGUACGCUCCACAGUCAAACCUGAUUAUGGACUUGAGGAAUUAUCAUCGGCUAACCUAAAACAGAAGUUUGCCAUGUUUGAACAAAUAUCAACUGAAGAAGAACAUAGGCCGGACCCAAUACCAGUCCGUCGAUCUCAUUCUCUUCUCAACAGAGCUGCCAAGUUCAUGCAUUUAGAAGAUGAUGAUUAUGGGGUUGAGAACUCAGAACUUGGUGAAUAUGAAGAGGAUGAUGAAGAUGAAGAUGAAGAGGAGGAAGAUGAAGAUGGAGAGGAAGGUGAUGCAGAAAAUGGUGAAAAAAUAAAAACAAAGAAGGGACGUCCAACAAGUUUUAGUGGCAUGCAGGACCUUAAGGCAGGUUGGGCACAGAAGAACCGACGGGAAGAAAUGUCGCGAAAACGUAGAGAAGAAUUGUCAAAGUUCAGACAAAUGCUUUGUGCUGGCAAGAAUAUCACUACUAGAGAAAUGUUUGAAUCUGGUAACUUUGAUGAACAAGAGAAGCAAUUAAAGCGGAAGGAGCCAAUUGCUAUUGAGGGUCGACCUGCUGCAAAAAAUUUGAGGGAGCGUUUCGAAAAGGGUCUGUCUAUGAAUGAGGAUGAGGAUGAUGAAAAUCUUGACCGUAGAGAAGUAGAUGAUGUUUUGAAAAAUGCAGAAACAGCUAGCAAAGCUCGUAACUUAUUCAAGAAGAUAGAUUCAGCAGUGUCAGAAGAAGGCAGUGAGCCAGUCAUGCGCCCUCGUUCCUCUGCACAAGCAAGAAAGGAAAAUAGGUUAUCACGAGAUGGCAAGCGCAUUCGCAAUUUCACUUCGCAGGUGCAUGGUGAACAAUUAGAGGACGGCAACGAGGAUGAUGAAGUAUCCAUUGAAAAUUCUUCUCUUGUCAACCGCUUUAAGUUCUUUGCCACCUAUGAGGAGCGCGCUAAAAGAGAAGACAAGAAGCGGAGGAAAGCUUUCCGCAUCACACCUCCACGUGAUGGAGAGGACAAGGUUGCUGAAGAACUAGUUAAGGCGCAUUUGCCCAAACGUUGCAUGGCAAUUAACUGUGCGGUGUGCAAGCUUCGGGGGGUUGAUGUUGAAGAGCAGGAGUUGGGGCGUGACCCUAACCUUAUCCGUUGUACAGACAAUUAUCAAGAUGAAGUGGAUUGUCGCAAAACGCGAAGUGUGCUUGCCAUGUUCAAGAAAAUGGAGAUGCAAUCUGAAGAAGAAGACAGAGGUCCUCGACCUCUGAAGCGGUUUACUCCUCCUCCUGAAGGAGAAGGCGAGGAUGAUUCUGACGAGGAGGAAUAUUCAGAUGAAGAGUAUUCAGACGAAGAUGACGAGGAUGAUAGUGAAGAGGAUGAGGAUGAUGAAGAAACUGAUAGAAAACCAAAGUACAAGGAUGAAAUCCUGGAGAUGCUGGUUAACUCCUCACAGAGUGCCAAAAAGGCAGCUUCGCUGCGUGCCAAAUUCGAGAAGUGGGAGACUGAGGUUGAACGCAAUAAUGAAUAUAAUCGUGGUGAGAUACCUGAAGGUGAAGAGGAGUGUAUGCCAUCAAUCGACACCGCCCGUAACCUCCGUGCCAUGUUUGAGAACAAGGCCCAGGAGGCAUCGCGGCCGGUUACUAAUCGUCCUAAGAUCAAGGUCAACAGAUUUGUGUGAAAGACUGCCACAGCUACCUUGGAGCCUAUUGUCCAUCACCAUCUCUCGUGUCGAUGGCAGUCAUAGGCCAGCAGAUGCUCAUCUUCAAUCAACAUCAUCACAAGUACAGCACUUGCUGCAAUUGUAUUACAACAAUCACCUGAAAAAUUCUACUAUGAAAGCAACAAUAUAUUUGAUGGAAAUUAUGGAAUAACUAUAUAGUAUUCAGUAAUGUCUUGGUUCAGGAUCACUUGUCUCCAGGGCCUGCCAUUGCAGAGACAUUUCCAAUUUAGCAACAUGUUUGCCAGUGUUUUCUAUAUUUAUGCUACAUUUUAUUUUAUUUUAUUUAUUAUUUUAUUAUUGCAAAUAAGAGAAAAAUAAAUGUUUGUGCAUAUUUUGGCAAUGCAAAUCUCAAUUAUACAUAUUUUCCCUGUUAUCCAGGCACCUAAGCUGGAUAAUUGAAAGUUAACCAGAUCAUGAUCCUUUUAUUUUAUCCAGACUUCCACUGAGCCAAGCUGUGUCCAAGCGAGACACCACUGUAUACUGAAUAUAUAGUUAAAGCAUUAAUAUAAAUCAAACAUUGGCUUUUCCAAUAUUAUAAUAAAUAUUGGUUUUCCUAUGAAAAUGUAGUGAUAUGUUUUUGCAUGAUUAUAUGAAGGGGAAAAAUAUUAUAAAUUUGUUAUCAAAAUUAUAUUUAUACUGUACACUUAAAUGAAUUUUUACUUGUGCCUUAUGAAACAUACUUCCUGGUUAGUAAUAAUUAUGUAUUGUAGUAUAUGUAGAACCGGUCACUGAUUCAUCCAUAGGCUAAUUGAUCAAGGUCAUUACUUUUAGAUCAGAAUACAGCCACCUCACACUCCGUUGAAAUGGCUUGAGGUUGUUAUCAGAAUUACUUGGGCAAUGACCUUGACUAUAUGAAUUAUUCUUACUAUAUAAUAUCUUAAUAAUUAUUAAUGGGUUCUGGAACACAUCUAAUAUGGUAAUUAUGCACUCAGUUUUGUGAAUUUUGAUUUGGAGUAAAUGCUUUCCUUGUACGAGCUCUUGUGAAUUGUAUAGAUCUGCUGUAUUAAGUUUAGUCAAAUCUUGUGGCAGCAUAAAUUGUACCGUGCAUAGAAUACAUUUUUCUUUAUACGUUUAUACAUGCAUUGUAGUAUAAUAUCUUGCUAUAAUAUAUAGUGUCUGUGGUAUUUGUAUUUUAUGUAAUUAAUAGAUCAACUAGACUGAAGAAUCCCCCCAUUAAUGUCUUGGUCAUUGCAUGUUUAUUAUCUAAAUUUCUGUAAAGGAUUUCCCCUGUAGAACAUUUGUAUAAUUGUAGGCCAUAUUGUAAUAAAUAAUUUUAUAAUGAAUUAUAGUUAUUUUAUACAGUAAUAAACUUCAAUAUUCUCUAGUUGUUAUGCAGCUAUUAAACAAAUUCAGAAUUUUAUGAAAAUGUUCCAUCAGAUGAACAUAAUUUUAAGAUAUUUUUAUUUCAAUAUCAUUAUAUAAGCCUAAAUAUAAUUGGUGUAUAUAGGUAAUAAUAACACAGUCCUUUCAUAUUGUGUACCUGAAAGAGCCAAUUUAACUUUAAAGAUUUACAACAUUUAUUGCCAUUAAAAUAUGAUAGGUAGCUCCUUGCCCAAAUUGAUCACAUUAUACUGGUGUAUGCAGUUACAUACACAUUUUCCUGAUAAGUCACUAGUGUCUAUUGUACAUGCAAAAUAACCAUACGAAAGAAGAGCUUAUUUUAAUAUUUUUGUGUACAAGUUUAAUGUAAACGUUUGUCACCUUGUUACCAUCUCAAGUUGCUAUCAUGAUUUUUGCUUAAACAAGUAGUAAAAUAUCAGAGUUGAGACGGUACAAUAAUUAUGUUACUUGUUUAUGUAUGAAUGCUUUCUCAAUAUGAUCUGAAGGGUCAUUAUUAUGAAGUGUGCAGUUACUGACACAGCUUAAAAACAAAGGAAACUAAGUAGUUUUAUAAUUAUAGUACUGCAUAUACAGUACUUAAUUUGGUUAAUAGAUGUCAUGUUAACUGAGGCAGAGAAAAUAUGUCCAGUACUGUACUAGUGCUCCAAAUUGAUAAUUGAUGUUGCUGUAUCAAUCAAUUCAAAUCAGAUAAGUAAAUGCUUAGUUAUUGUGAAUGUGGAACACAUAUAAAAUUAGUAUAAUUUUGUUGGCCAAUUAAAACAAACAUACCAUGACAAUAUUUUAGCAAUCAUUUGAUUGGUGGUUGUUGAGUGUCAGAAUCUUAUAAUUCAUUAAUAUGAAUAGUGACCAAUGUCUUUGUGAUCUUAUUUGUGUUCUCUUGUAUAUAAAUGUAGACAAUUAUGUUCACAAAUGUGGAUAUUUAUUUACUAUAAAGAAAUAAUAAUACACAAUUAUUGGAAAUCAUUGUACAUGUUAAUUUAUGGAAAUCUCAAAAGUGAUUUGGCCUCUUACAAAUAACACUGUAAUCUAAACCCAUUAAUUUUUACAAUAAUAGAAAACAAAGAAUAUACAUCCUGCAAUAAUUUCACAUAGAAAACAACAGAUUGCCUUUCAAGUUAUUGCUGCAUCUUGGACAAAAAUAUUGUUUGCCAUAUGACUGCUCUUAUCAUUACAUGGUAGUUUAUAGUAUGUCAAAAUUUGUCUUUUGUAGUUUCCAACUUUGUAUUUAAUUUGGUUAAUAAAUUAUUAUGUUUA